Messenger RNA from Phaeodactylum tricornutum CCAP 1055/1, 1293 nucleotides. RefSeq lists its product with no specific name. Gene Ontology annotation, molecular function: acyltransferase activity, transferring groups other than amino-acyl groups. The transcript is spliced from 2 exons. Lineage: Eukaryota; Bacillariophyta; Bacillariophyceae; Surirellales; Neidiaceae. The record is from RefSeq and is a predicted model, not a curated record. Bases 1 to 1293 code for a protein of 430 amino acids.
AUGGCUGACGGUGAGGUCGGUGACAAUGUGGCGUUUGGCUUUUGCGUGAGCCUCACUGUCAAUGACAUCGUUGCCGACUCAUUAAUUGUCAUCGUACCUGUGUUGUACCUAUUUUCACAAGGUCGUUUGGUACACUCACUUUCUGUCCGAAAGUGUCCUCGAAAUCUUCCUUCGAUUGAAUGUUUCCCAUUGCAAACGCUCUCGCCUCCUUUUGAAGACGAUGCCUAUCGAAGUAUCUGCAACUUCUACCGGGAAAACUACUCGCGGAAACGUAUUGUCCCGUCGCUUCCCAAAUUUAAUUGUACGACCACCGACGACGUGGUCUGUUUUAUGCGCUGUGAGGGUUCCGACAGGAUUGUCGCCGCCGUGAGGCUCACCCACGAUUCAACGCAUCCCGAGUAUGUCUUCAUACGAUCUUUGUGCAUCGAGGUAAGCUUACGGAGACAAGGUCUCGGUUCGCAGCUGCUGCAGCGAGCGAUGGACAACUUCGGGGCAUGGUCCUACUACUGUCUCGCAGAUCCCCUGUUGACAUCAUUUUACGUAGCAGCAGGCUUUACAAAGGCUGACUCCUCGAACGACGUACCUACAUCCAUCAGUCAGCGCUACGAAUCUAUCGCUCGUCGGGUCCAGCGCAAGAAUCGAGAGCUGCAUUUUUUUGUUCGAAGACCACAACCGCCUCCUUGUGCCGUUAUUCUACUGCAACAUGUCAACGAAAAUAAUCGAGCCACCGCUACGGGCUGGCUCGUUGAUGACGAAGCCUAUCAAAAAGCGACUGGUACAAAUCUGACCACUUUACAAUCCCAACUUACCGUGGCGCGCUGGACAUGGUCUGGGCGUGCCGACAACGAACACAUACAAAAGAUGCUGUCCGAUCUACCAUCAACACCGAUCUUGUUGUGGGCUAAGAAAGCUGACAAGUCGUAUAGAAUGGUAGCAAGUGGUGAACAUUUUACACCAAUCUAUAUUAUACUGGAUGGCACCUGGCAGGAAGCCCAGUCCAUGUUUCGGAAAAUCCCGUCGCUUUGGCAAUUGCCACGUUUGUCGCUUUCCUCCAGCACGCGGUCCUCCUACGUGUUGCGACACGACUAUACGGGAUGGAAACAACGGUUUAGCAGUCAAGGUGGAGAGGAUCUACUCUGUACUGCCGAAGUGAUUGCGGCACUUUUAGAUGAGAGCCUAAACCGAGAAAGUGGGAACCUAAUUCGGAAUCGUUUGCGUUAUUUUCAAGACAACUUCCCCCAAGUAAGUGCUCGUUCUUUCGACGCUGAUGCUGACAGCGGCACCGAAGUUUAA